Molecule: messenger RNA, 762 nt
Organism: Leptomonas pyrrhocoris
Lineage: Eukaryota; Euglenozoa; Kinetoplastea; Trypanosomatida; Trypanosomatidae
Product: putative DREV methyltransferase
Exons: 1
Coding region: 22-762 (246 amino acids)
Cellular component (GO): cytosol; nucleus
Molecular function (GO): protein-N-terminal glutamine amidohydrolase activity; protein-N-terminal asparagine amidohydrolase activity
Source: RefSeq, a predicted model, not a curated record
AGUUAAUUUCAGGGAGACAAAAUGGAGGUCCUUUUGCCAUAUGCGCAUUGCUAUUGCGAAGAGAACGCUUAUAUGUGUCUGGAAAAGGCUCGCGAGUUUCCUGACGUCUUUGACCGCAGCUAUGCGGUGUUCAUGAGCUCCUUCACCUGUGAUCCCUCGCGCGAAAUUUACAACCAGUGGACAUCCACCGUUCCGUACCGUAGCUUUAAAUCGCCUGAUCCUAGUAGGGAUCUGGUGAUUUGGGAUUAUCACGUCUUCACAGUUGUCCACAAUAAAGCAAAUGGAAAAUGGUUUGUCAUUGACCAUGAUUCGUCGUUGUCUUCUUCGAGCGAGCCAGCUUUAGGGAAUUGGAGCAAAUAUUGUAUCGAUUUUGACAUGUACUGCUCGAAUACCUUGUUUCUCGAAGAGUCUCUAGCAUCGCCUUACAAGAGCCGGGUUCAGCUUUUGAUGGACGCUGUGCAGUUCCGAGUAAUAGACGGAGAUGAAUACCUCUUAUUUUUCCGAAGCGACCGCUCACACAUGAUUGACAAUUCUGACAAAUAUUCCCAGAAGCCACCGUCCUGGCCUCCAAUCAGUGAUUUUCCUCUGUGGGCUGAUUCUACAUUGCGCGAAAAGACUCAAGCGUUGUUGGACUCUCUUGGUCCCUCUUUUCAACGUAAUAAUAUCACAUCUCUAGUCAAUAUGGCGAAUAGUACCGUUCCUGGGACUGUUGUUAAGAGACACCUUUUCUCGAGCCUUUUCUCUCUGGACAUCGCUAGUUGA